CCGUCCCUUGCCAGGGCCCCGCGGUCUGGGAGGGAGCCGCCGGUCCCGCGUCCGGCCUGGUUUGCCCCAGAGGAAUGCGAGACCAGACUAAACUGUGGCCCCGCCUCCCUGCGCCGUGCCAGCAGGGCUUGGAGCUAGGACACCUCGGUCCCGGGUCCUCUCGGCCGGCCGGGGUGGGGGCAUUCCACCGUGCACAUCACGGACCCGGGCCCUGCGGCCUGGCACUCCAGGGUUUCCUCCUCAGGGCCCUGGGAUGGAGGGAGGCACGCACGGACAGCGGCUCCUUCUUGGGAUGAGUCAAGGAAUCGAGGUCACACCAAUGGCCCCUCUUCCUGAUGGAGCCGCACUUUGUUGUGGGCACAGACCUGGAGCUGGAUGUGUGACAGGCCCGGGGGUGUGGUGGAGACGUGGGGUCCCUCCAGCUGUGCUCCUGCUUGAGCCCCGCCCCUCCUAAAUGCAGACCCAGGAGCUGACAGAGCUCUGCGGGCCCUGGGUUUAAAGGUGACAGGAAGAACUUUGUUACUGCAGGGACGGAUACCACUUUGCUGGCGUCCCUAGCAGACCUCGGCUCUCCAGGAAAGAAAGGCCCCUGUCGGCAACAGGGACUUGAAUUAUUUGAGGAUGUGGAAUAAAGAAAUGAGUUGAGGAGCCUAGGAAAGAUUUCUGUCAGUGGCAAUCUGAGGGAGGUGGCAAGUAAGACCUUCAUCCCCAAGGGCCUUUCUCUGCACCUCGGAUCUCUCUCUGCACUGGGGGAAAAGAAGAGGAGAUAGCCUGAUGAAGUUCCUGGAGCAACUUUGAGAGGCUGGGCAUGGAAUUCUGCAGGGGAGGCGAGGACACAGAAGUGUUUUGUUUCUGGGCUGGCUGGAGAAAUGCUGUCGUAACUCUUUACCUUCCUCGUCCCCAGCUCUGGUCAGCUGAAUGUGGAAGUAGAGAGACUUCUGGCACCACUUCCAUGGUCUUUUCAGGCCACACGAUCUCCAAGUAGCAGGGAAAAGGAGUGAGCCUGCAUGCCAAUUCUAAGCUCUUCCGGAUCAAAUGUCGUUCGUCCUGUCCAGAAUGGCAGCCUGCGGAGGCACCUGCAAGAACAAAGUGACCGUCUCCAAGCCUGUGUGGGACUUCCUGAGCAAGGAGACCCCAGCCAGGCUGGCCCGGCUUCGGGAGGAGCACCGAGUGUCCAUCCUCAUCGAUGGAGAGACUUCUGACAUCUACGUGCUCCAGCUUUCCCCACAGGGCCCUCCCCCAGCCCCUCCCAAUGGGCUCUACCUGGCCCGCAAGGCUCUCAAGGGGCUACUGAAAGAGGCAGAGAAAGAGCUGAAGAAAGCUCAGAGGCAGGGGGAGCUCAUGGGUUGCCUGGCUUUGGGGGGUGGCGGGGAGCACCCCGAGCUGCACCGCCCAGGUCCACCUCCUCUUCGAGCAGCCCCGCUCCUGCCCCCAGGAGCACGAGGGCUCCCACCUCCCCCUCCUCCCCUGCCCCCUCCACUCCCUCCGCGUCUUCGGGAGGGGGCUGAAGAGCAGGAAAGCAUCUGCCCCAUCUGCCUGGGGGAGAUCCAGAACGCCAAGACACUGGAGAAGUGCCGACACUCCUUCUGUGAGGGCUGCAUCACGAGGGCCCUGCAGGUGAAAAAAGCCUGCCCCAUGUGUGGCCGAUUCUACGGGCAGCUGGUGGGCAACCAGCCCCAGAAUGGGCGGAUGCUGGUCUCCAAGGAUGCCACCCUCCUGCUACCCAGCUAUGAGAAGUACGGCACCAUUGUCAUCCAAUACGUCUUCCCGCCCGGUGUCCAGGGGGCUGAACACCCGAACCCAGGAGUUCGGUAUCCUGGUACCACACGGGUGGCCUACCUCCCGGACUGCCCCGAGGGCAACAAGGUGCUGACCCUGUUCCGAAAGGCAUUUGACCAGCGCCUCACCUUCACCAUUGGCACGUCCAUGACCACAGGGAGACCCAAUGUCAUCACUUGGAACGACAUCCACCACAAGACCAGCUGCACAGGGGGACCCCAGCUGUUUGGGUAUCCGGACCCCACCUACCUGACUAGGGUGCAAGAGGAACUGAGAGCCAAGGGUAUCACAGAUGACUGAAGGCCACCCCCCUUUGCCAAGGCCCCUGCCGCCCUCUUCCACUGGGAUCCAACGGAAGCCUCUGUUCUCCUCUCUCUCUGCCCCCACACCACCCACACGAGGGGAUUUGUCCGACUGAGGUGGGAGUUCGGUGGGGAAGGGGACAGUCCCUUCCCCUGCCCCCCACUGGCCAAGUGCUUCUGUGGCCUGUGAGCCACGCCCUCUGCAGAGGCUGGUUCGGGGCUCCCUCCCUGCACUCCGUGUACAUACUCUCUAUACCCCUGCUCCUCCAGUGUCCUUGGCUUUUCCUGGUAUGCACUGUUGUCCAGUGACUGGCUGAGAAAGGACCUGGGUAGGGGGACGGAGGUCUCGAGCUCCAGCCCCUGGAUACUGUACUGUCUCACCUUGGACUGAUAUUAGCUGCCACCCCCCAGCCAGCUGUGCGUUAAGAUAACAGUAGUCCUACCUUAACGGAUCCUUUCUCUCCUGUGUCUGUCUCUGUCAGUCUGUCUUUCUCUCGCUCUUCUCUACCCCUAUAAGGAGCCUCCUCACCCUGUUCUGGAAUUGCUGCCAGACUGUAGCUUUUAAUUUAAUAAAAAUAAAGUAAAAUAUGCAACUCUA
Messenger RNA from Peromyscus californicus insignis, 2679 nucleotides. It is a transcript of the gene Dtx3, whose product is annotated as deltex E3 ubiquitin ligase 3. Gene Ontology annotation, biological process: Notch signaling pathway; protein ubiquitination. The record is from RefSeq and is a predicted model, not a curated record. Bases 1036 to 2079 code for a protein of 347 amino acids. The transcript is spliced from 5 exons. NCBI's taxonomy places the organism in Eukaryota, Metazoa, Chordata, Mammalia, Rodentia, Cricetidae.